GUAAAAGAAGAGGCCCGGCCCAGCAACUGCAGCAAGAUCUCCUUGUUCUUCAGGAGCAAUCCUUACUUCCACAAUGCACUUCUCGUGAAGGAGUUUGUCAGGCACACCACAGGAUACAGGGCAUCCCGUAGCACUCCAAUUCAGUGGUGUGCCGCCUAUAAGCACAGAGCUGACAGCCGCAGCCAGCAAAACCGGAGCGCUAACUUCUUCAACUGGUUUACGGAUCACACUUUAGCAAACUGCGAAAGGAUUACUCAGAUCAUCCUGGAGGACUUGUGGCUCUGUCCCCUGAGCUACUACUACUCCGAUUUCAAAAAGACACCUGAAGAGGGAGCAGAACAUACCGGUGAGCAAGUGAGCCGAAGGCAGUUGGAACGCAGUGCCUCCACGAAGGAAACCCCCUCCCUUCGCUAUGUGUCUCUCCCCCCGCCUCUCUCUCUGUCUCUCUGUCUCUGUCUCUCUCCCCCGCCCUUGUCAUGCUCUGUGUCUGUUAUUCUAUGGGUCCCCCUCCUUUCUCCUCCUUUGAUCUUUCCUCCUUCCCCUCGCUCUACCUCUGUUUACUCCCCCUUUGGCUUUCUUUCUGUAUUUCG
Messenger RNA from Fukomys damarensis (Damara mole-rat), 590 nucleotides. Its product is annotated as testis-specific Y-encoded protein 3-like. Gene Ontology annotation, biological process: nucleosome assembly. The record is from RefSeq and is a predicted model, not a curated record. Gene Ontology annotation, cellular component: nucleus; chromatin. Gene Ontology annotation, molecular function: chromatin binding; histone binding. The transcript has 3 exons. The annotation marks the transcript as partial. Lineage: Eukaryota; Metazoa; Chordata; Mammalia; Rodentia; Bathyergidae.